AUGCCCCCGCUUCAGACCGGUAGUGUGCAGAACAAUAGUGUCCAAAUGUUGGCGGCUAUGAGGGAUAAUCUAAGGUCAAGUGAGAACUCGACCACGGGACACCUCCACGAGCGCGCAACCGGGCUCAAGGUCAUGAUUUGGUUUCAGUCUCAAGGAGUUGCUGUAGACUUUGUUGGGCCUUAUACAGGCACGGUACAGCCUGAUAAGGCAGCACCACCGUCCCCGCCAGCAUUAUACGGGGAACCCCAACCAACAGGCGCGGUCAAAGUCAGUGGGGGCUACGCGAAAGAAGUGUCAUCGGAAUUUCCCAAAAGUCAUUUCGCUGUUUGGGGCCGUGCUGCUGCUGUGGAUAAAGGCCUGAUCAAGGAGGUCAUGGCAGCUCACCCAGCAGAUUUGAUGCUGCUAUUACUGGGCUUUAAUGAUAUGGGGUGGUUCUACAGUGAUUCGAUGGGAACUUUGGACAGUAUUCAUACGUUGAUCAGCAAUGCUCGGGCUGCAAAUCCAAAGAUCAAGUUUGCCAUUGCUAAUGUACCACAGCGGAGUUUCAUUGGUGGCCGUGAGGAUCUUCCUGUUAGCACCAAUAUAUACAACUCUCUACUGCGCGAUACUAUUCCCAAAUGGAGCACCACAGCUUCUCCAAUCUAUCUUGUUGAGCUGGAAGAGAACUACAACUGUCAACCUAGUUCAUGUCCAGUGGGUUCCGAUGGACUUCAUCCAAACGCGAUGGGUGAAUACCAGAUUGCUCGCGCCUUCUCGCAAACCCUAGUGAAGGAUUUCAGGAUCGGGUCAUCCGCACUGAGUAUACCCAAUCAUGUUCCUGCCAGGCCCUUACCGGUACCUAGCAAUUUCAAGGUAUUCGCUAGCCCUGGUGGCGUAACUGCAACAUGGGAUCCAGUCUAUGGUGCGUAUAACUACGACGUUCGAUCCAAGAUCAAGGGGGGUAUCCCGAAUUUCUCCUCAGGCAGCGUAUCCUCCAAUCGAUGGGAUGCUACUUGGCCUAUAGAUGGCUGGGAGUAUGAGGUUCAGGUGCGCGCCAGUGCUGGGGACACUAUCAAGGGCGACUGGACCACUACUUUAACCGCAACAGCCCAUCCCCAGACAGCGGAAGCCCCUCAGAACGUGAUUGUUAGCGCUACCACAACUGGUUUCGACAUAUCCUGGGAUCCACCCACAGGCUCUUACAGUGACUCUGUUAUCGAAUAUAACGUUCUUUACUGGGACAAGGACGCAGAAUGUGAUUUUAUUACCGGAGCCGCGUUUACAGGCACUUCGGCCCACAUAGAUAGCCUAGUUGCAGGGCACCGUUACUUCGUGGCCGUUGAGACCUGGAAUGCCGCUGGACAGGGCUUUCCAGCUGUGGUUCGAAGUGUUAUUCCUGGCGCUGGCACUCCACCACCCCCAACGGACCUGAAGAUCAUCGCAGCGGAUCAAACCACAGUCCAUCUUACGUGGGAUAGCCUCUCUGCUGCGGCGGGCUACCGGCUUUGGUUACGCAAUGUAAAUGCCACAGGCAGUAAGCUUGAGGCAUUGAACUACACGGUGGAAGCUGCUUGUAGUGAUCAAUACUAUCUGUUUCCCGGUACAUGGAACUAUGAGUGGUGUGUUAGCGCUUUCAAUGGAAAUGCGGAGUCUGCCAAAGGGAAAUGUGUCCUCGCCCCAUCCCCGGACGAAGACGGUGGUGCGGCACCAACCUGCCCACCCGCUCAUCAAUGGUGUCCGAAUGGUGGUGGCGUCGGAGGUGGCAGUGGUGGAGGAGGAGGCUCCGGAGGCGGUGGUGAUAGCGGUGGCAGCAGCGGUGGUACUACGGAAGAGCCAUGGCCGGUAGUCACCAAUGGUCAAUGCAAAGGUCCGGAUUGUAAGAACGGACAAUGUACGGGGCUUCUUUGCGCUUCCUUUGGCUGCAGUGGAUCAGGCUGCUUGAAUGGCGUCUGUACUGCCUUUGGGCAAUGUACUGUCCAUGGAUGUCUUGGAUCCGGAUGCAGAGAUGGUGUCUGUGUGGCGGACGACUGCAUCACGGCCGGCUGCGUGGGGGAUAACUGCGGAGAAGAUGGAAAGUGUACUGGCGACCGCUGUAUUGGUCUGGGCUGUUCUGGAUCUGAUUGUGGAAAGGAUGGUAUCUGCACCGGUCCGGAUUGUUGGGAAGGGACAUGCAGUGGUAGCGGAUGUGCCAACGGGAUUUGCUCCGGUAGCAAAUGUUCGAGCUAUGAUGGCUGUGUCGGCAAGGACUGCAACAACGGUUCCUGCAAGGGAGACGACUGCAGCAGCUGCUCGGGCUCAGACUGUCGUGAUGGUGACUGCACCGGUGACAACUGCAUCGGAUGUACGGGGCCUGACUGUCAUAACGGCCAAUGUACUGGUUCGAACUGCUACGGCUGCACGGGUCGGGACUGCCAUCAUGGGAGCUGUAGGGGAGAGCAUUGCAGCAGCUGUGUAGGAUCAGAUUGUGUCGUUUCUAAUGGCAAGAGCGGCUUUGAAUUGAACUGGAUGGACCGCUUCUGGGAUUAUCUGUUUACAGAACAACACUACUCCUGCGACAACUUCAACCGACUCAUGUUCGACAACUGCAACAAUCUUCAGCCGGUUUAUAAUAACUUACCGGGUGACAACAAGUGGGACUUUAUUGGUAUAACUCAAGAGCUGAAUAAGUUCAAGGCAAUGAUAGGGGGUGACUACGAAGCGCAUGUUGUCAAGCAAAGCGAGAAUGCUCGUAAGAAAAUUAUAGUGGAAAAGAAACCGUGGAAGGCUUCAGAAGCAAUCAUAAGGGCCCGAAUGGGGAUUCUAGAAAAAAUCGUUCUUGCAUGCGAUAUAUGGACAUCAAGCGACAUCUUCGGUCCACUUGAUUCAACAAAUUAUAGGAUAUACUCCACUUUGAAGGACCUUGAUGCCGAUCUAGCGGCCACAUAUAGAUAUUGGAUGACAAAUGUCAGGAUUCCCCGGCAGAUGAAGGCAGGAAGCCGAGAAGCUGCACUCUUGGUCACAUCCAUUGAGGACGGACUCAACAUCGCGACUACCAAGGCCUUGGAAACAGCAGAUGGAGCAGAUCGUCUGAGUGAAUACCACCAAGCGUUGCAGGCUAUACGUGAGAGAUACCACCUUGACGGCACCGGGAACGUGUGCAACAAGCCCAUCAAUCUGAACUGGGAUAGGGUUACUACACCUGGCGACCUGAGACCCCCCCCUCUUGCUCGCCGAGAUUCAUGUCCAUUCCCAAUCACGACCAAGGACCCUACCAACCCUACUAGCACAUCUACUGCUCCAACAACGACUACCACAUCUUUAUCUAUCCCAACAGCGACCAAAUCCAGCGAUCCGAUUUACUGCUUCAAUGAGCACAACGAUGGCUCCUACGUGCCAUUCAAAGUCACUGGGGCAAAGGCAGCGAUGGAAGCACUUUGCUAUAACGGCAACUCUUUAAAGCCUGGAGGACCUCCGUACACGUAUGUAUACAGCGAUCCUUCUGGAACCAACGUGAUUGGAUCUGUUCAAUGGGCCCCCGAUCAGUCUGGCUGCAAGCCCGAGAAGGAAGUCGAGAUGAAAAUUCACUGCGAAACUGCGAUGGAGCAUUGCUUCUCCAAAUGUAGAAAUCCUACCGAGGGAUAUGGUGGUGCUUUUGUUGAAAAUCAAGGGUUUGGUUGCAUUCAGUGGAUGCUUUAUGCGCAGAAGAGCAACACGCAGUGCAGCUGCAACGAAAAUGGGUGUACACCUGAUAGCCCUGCAUGUUGUGCUAAUGGGUCCUGUGGUACGAGUAAUUCGUUGAUGUCGGCGGAGAUGAAGUUGAUCUCGCUGUAUGAGGUAGAUCCUGCGCUGAGCCUAAGUUUGAACACGAAGAGUACAGAGGACGAUUUGAACGCUUGA
Molecule: messenger RNA, 3855 nt
Organism: Aspergillus caelatus
Lineage: Eukaryota; Fungi; Ascomycota; Eurotiomycetes; Eurotiales; Aspergillaceae
Exons: 7
Coding region: 1-3855 (1284 amino acids)
Molecular function (GO): hydrolase activity, acting on ester bonds; protein binding
Source: RefSeq, a predicted model, not a curated record